AUGCAAAGAACAACAAUGACAGCACUUAAAAACGAUACUUUUCUUCGCGCUUUGAUGCGCCAACCCACUGAUUACACUCCAGUGUGGAUGAUGCGCCAAGCGGGGCGUUAUUUACCAGAAUAUCGUGAAAGUCGCAAAACAGCGGGAAGUUUUUUGCAGCUGUGCAAAAAUGCGCAAUUUGCUACUGAUGUGACGCUGCAGCCGCUUGAUCGCUAUCCACUACUGGACGCGGCGAUUUUGUUUUCAGAUAUUCUCACCGUGCCCGAUGCAAUGGGACUGGGCUUGUAUUUUGAAGAGGGCGAGGGCCCAAAGUUUGAGCGUACUUUGCAGUUGGAAGCUGAUAUUCAAAAACUAACCGUGCCAGAUAUGGCCAAACUGCAAUAUGUGUUUGAUGCGGUGAGCAACAUCCGCAAAGCGCUCAAUGGCCGCGUGCCGCUGAUUGGUUUUUCAGGUAGCCCUUGGACGCUGGCAACCUACAUGGUAGAAGGCAAAGGUGGUACGGACUUUUUAAAUACAAAAAAAUUGGCUUAUGCACGGCCUGAAUUAUUGCACCAUAUUUUAGAAGUCACUGCGCAAACGGUGAUUCAAUAUCUCAAUGCGCAAAUUGCCGCAGGCGCACAAGCUGUGAUGAUUUUUGACUCCUGGGGUGGCGCGCUUUCGCACAAUGCUUACACUGAAUUUUCACUCAACUACAUGCAAAAAAUUGUGGCAGGCUUAACCAAAAAUGCCGAGGGCAAAAAAGUGCCAAGCAUUGUGUUCACUAAAGGUGGUGCUUUGUGGCUUGAAGCGCAAGCGGAAAUUGGCGCUGAUGCGCUAGGGCUAGAUUGGGCGGUGGACAUUGGUAGCGCGCGCAAACGCGUGGGUGAUAAAGUGGCGCUGCAAGGUAAUUUAGACCCCGCGAUUUUGCUAUCAACGCCAGAAGCGAUAGAAAAAGAAGUGGCGAGCGUGCUGGCAAGCUAUGGCAAAGGCAGUGGACAUGUAUUUAAUUUAGGCCAUGGUAUUACGCAAUGGACGCCACCAGAGAAUGCCGCCGCUAUGCUAGAAGCAGUGAGAAAACAUAGUCUGCAAUAUCACCAAUAA
Darwinula stevensoni is the source of this 1080-nucleotide messenger RNA. The record is from the annotation of a GenBank genome assembly. NCBI's taxonomy places the organism in Eukaryota, Metazoa, Arthropoda, Ostracoda, Podocopida, Darwinulidae.